Molecule: messenger RNA, 2042 nt
Organism: Myripristis murdjan (pinecone soldierfish)
Lineage: Eukaryota; Metazoa; Chordata; Actinopteri; Holocentriformes; Holocentridae
Gene: pdcd7
Product: programmed cell death 7
Exons: 5
Coding region: 127-1833 (568 amino acids)
Cellular component (GO): U12-type spliceosomal complex
Source: RefSeq, a predicted model, not a curated record
UUUUGACUUGAAGAAGAAGCGGAAGCUGCGUCACGUCAACAUGGCGGGCAGGUGAAGUUCUCCGGAGGCAAGCGUCUGUUGAAGAGGUUUUUCAGCUUGUUCCCUUCACUUUUCACCUUUAAAACAAUGAACAACUCUUUCCCUCUCGCUCCUCCGGAGAACCAGCAGUCUUUCCUGUACACCGGCGGCAACCCGGAGCCUCCGCAUCCCGCCGGGAGAGCGCCGCACGGCCCGGCGGCUCGCCCGCUAACAGCCCUGCCUCAGCGGCCGCCGCCAGCCGACCCCGGGGCCUGCCGGUGGUCCGCUCCGCCGGGAUUUAACGGACAUAAUUUUGGGUUUAGACCGCAUUUCCCACCGCCUGGACCCGGGUUAGACAGUUAUGGAAGACCUCGGCCUGCGUUCGGCUAUGGUUUUGAUCCGUCCGUCCCUCCGCCUCCGUUCAGCGGCCCGCCUCCCGGCCACUUCCCCGGGCUAGACCCCGCCGGACACGGGAGCACAAACAGCAGCAGCGUGGGGGCUGCGGGUGUCCACCGGCCCGCUCCGCAUCCCGGCGGGCAGUACGGGGCAGAGCCAGGGUUCCUCAGGCAGCAGGACUACACAGACCUGCCUGACGGACAGGCUGCAGCCCCGCUGGACUUCCCCCCACCUCCUGUGUGGGGUAAAACCCCAGAGCAGAACCAGGGCAGAGCCGCAGAUCCGCCUGCUGCAGAUCAAGAGUUUGCUCAGAAGGUACAAGACCAUCAGUUUAUCAGGCGCUUCCUCAGCAGCAGAAACAAAAGCAGAGCCGGCAAAUCUCCGGAGCCCCGGCGGCAGAGCAGGGUGUGUGUCCCCGGGAUGAGAGCGGCUCUGUACGGAGCCCUGCGGCUGGUGUCCGACCUGUCCGCCGCAUGUGAGGCCCUGAAGCGCAGCCUGCACAGCGACACGGAGUGGGCCGAGUCCUACACGGCGGCUCUGAGGCUGCAGGAGGAGCUGCAGGAGCGGCUCGGGGCGCUGGGCGACAGGGAGACUGUGUGUCUGCUGAAGAGGAAGCUGAGCUCUGCUGCUCAGAGGAGGGAGAGGAGGAGGAGGAGGAGGCAGCUGAGGGAGGAAGAGGAGGAACACACCGAGAGGAAGGCCGCUGAGAGAGAGGCACAGAUAGACAAGUGGAGGAUGAAGAAGAUCCAGGAGGUGGAGGAGAAGAAGAUGGAGCAGGACCUGAAGCGGGCGGCCGACUCGGUGCUGUGCGAGGUGCGCAGGAAGCAGGCGGACGUGAAGCGGAUGCAGGACGUCCUGCGAUCUCUGGAGAAACUGAGGAGGCUGAGGAAGGAGGCGGCGUCCAGGAAGGGUAUCUUCCCGGACAGGGAGUGGGACGAGGCGUUCGGCGGGCGCCUGGAGCAGCUGCGGGCGGUGGCGAGGCGGCGCACGGAGCUGUACGGCGCUGAGGAGAAAGCUCUGAGGGUGAUGCUGGAGGGGGAGCAGGAGGAGGAGCGCCGCAGGGAGCGGGAGCGCCGCCUCCGCAGGGAGAGAGAGCGGCUGCUGACCAGGAGGCGGGAGCUGCUCGCCGCUCUGUUCGGAGACGAGCAGCCGGCGGAUCUGGUCCUGCAGCCGUUCAGGGAUUACUUCACCCAGGCUGAGCGCUCGCUGCCCGCUUUACUGGACAUCAGGAGGCAGUGGGAUGCGUUCCUGGUGGCUGCAGAUCAUCCGGAUGGUUCCUCGCUUCCUCAGGACUGGAUCGUCCCUGCACCUCCAUCUGACCCGGCCUGGGCCUCCGUCCUGCACAGCGACACAGACACACUGACAAUACUGACACACACGCCGACAAUACUGACACACACACACCAAAACACACACUGACACACUCACUGACAACACCGACACACGCAUUGACACACAGCCACACACACACCAACACACUGUGUUUUGUAUCUUUUCCUGUUUUAACCUUAAAUCCUGAUUCUUCCUUCACUCUGUUUGUCUGUCUGUUAUUUUGCUGUCAGUCAAAGCAAUUUGUAAACUCGGUUUCUAAAGCUGCUAUAGAAAUAAAGAUUAUAGUUGUAUUGUUA